Messenger RNA from Salpingoeca rosetta, 6927 nucleotides. RefSeq names its product TKL protein kinase. NCBI's taxonomy places the organism in Eukaryota, Choanoflagellata, Craspedida, Salpingoecidae. Gene Ontology annotation, cellular component: nucleus. The record is from RefSeq and is a predicted model, not a curated record. Bases 85 to 6729 code for a protein of 2214 amino acids. Gene Ontology annotation, biological process: protein phosphorylation; regulation of transcription by RNA polymerase II. The transcript has 34 exons. Gene Ontology annotation, molecular function: ATP binding; protein kinase activity; transcription cis-regulatory region binding.
CCAACGUCAAAUUUGCCUUCAAAUUUGGAUUGUUUCGAACAACGAAACGGCCAAAGGAAAGGCAAAGCAACAAGCAAGACAGCGAUGUCGGAUGCGCGACAGGUGCGCAUCGUCCGGUCGCCAAACGGCCUCGGUCUCGUGGUAGAUGGCCGCGAUGAGACCGUUGUCACCUCCCUACAGCCACACGGCCCGGCAGAGUCUGCUGGCGUGCGUGUCGGGGACCGCAUCGUGAAUGUGAACGGACACAACGUGUUGCACAAGUCACGGCUGGAGGUGGUGGAGAUGAUCCGCACCAGCGGUGACACCGUCAACCUGGGCCUCCUCUACUCGCCCGAUCUUUUGCAGACCCUUCACUCCUCCAGCGCACACACGUCCCCUGUCAAGCGUUCCCCCAUCCGCAGGCAUGGCACGCUUGCCACCAGCGACGCACGGCCGCGUUUCAGGCAGGCCACGCCACGAUUCCGCUCGCGGGCUGCCACCACAUCCAUCGCCGCAGCCGCUUCAUCUGCAGCGUCGCCGCUCAGCCAGGGAACGCGUGCAGGUCGUGGUGGACACCACCAUCAUCACAACCGCCAUAGCCGUCCGCUACCACCAGCACCGCUGAAUGCACAGAUGCAGCUCGUCACCCCACCCCAACACCACCAACACCAACAGCAGCGGCGGCAGCGGCAGAAAAUGGGCGGGCGGUCGCUGUCGCUGUCAAAUAUGGCGAGAAAGGGCACACCAGCACGUCCAGGCACACACGCACGCGCGCGCACGCAUGCCCAGUCACAACCACAGCCACACGCACACGCACACGCACAGUCAGCGCAGUCCCCAACGUCGCCGUCAUCACCCGGCUCAAAAGCAGCAGGGGCGCGGACAGUUGCGCCGACAACAACGGCAGCAGCAGCGCUGUCCCCGCAGGGGUUUGCAUCCACCAUUGGGCGCUCAUCGUCGCUCGAUCCACGCGCCAUUGCGUUUCGCUUCAACACCGCGGCACCACCACUGCCACCACACGGCACAUCAGCAUCACCACCAUCGUCAUCAUCCCCGUUGCACUCGCAACCACAGUCGCCAACGACGCCGACGACACCAACGCGUGCCAUGCCGCUGCGCUCGCCUGCCACGCCCACCAGCCCGUCACGGCCCCAGCGGGACUUUCAAGGAGCCUAUCUCGGGGUCUGUCCGGUCCUCCGCACGAACGAGGACCGCGCGUGGACGUUUCUGGACGUCGCACACCCGGUCGCCAUGCUCCAGCAUGCGCACGCAAACAAGCAGAGCAGGACGCAAUUGUUUGACAACCCGUACCAGUAUCUCGACCCCGACCUGCAGAACGGCACGCCAGCAGGCAUGAGAGAUUCGCCGCAUCGCCUGCUCACACACACGCCGACAAGCCGGUCCAAGUACACGUCCUUCAACGAUCCAAACACGUGGACGACGUUUUACAACGGACAUCUGCGCCUGACGCUGUCCUCGCUGUCCUUUGUCCACCGCAACGGACGAUUGCGCCACCUCUGUUUUCUCCGCGCGGUCGCUUUCGUCUCUCUGGGCCCCGAUGGCCGGUUCAUUGUCGUCACGCGCGGGUCCGCCGGAUUCUUCUGCCACCUCUUUGAGGGCGACGGGCCGACGAUUGUGCCUGUGAUUGAGUCGUAUGCGCACAUGCGCGAUGUGCGCACGGCGGGAUGGACCCGCUCGUCAGCAGUCGACAUCGCCCCGUCGCCUGCUGUGCUUGGUCGCCCGAAUCUCUCUCGCUUCUUCGCUGCAAAGUCCACGCCAGCACUCAACACAUUCACAUUCACACACGACGACGACGACGACAGCAACAACAACAUCGGAGGUGGCUCUGCAUACGAUGAUGCUGAUGAUGAUGACGAUGAUGAUGAUGACGGCGUGCAUGUUGCAAGCGCUGCUGGUGUUAGUCGUGGUGAUGCGAGGGCGAGAGAAGCACAUGAGCAACAAGCGCAACAGCAGCAGCAGCAAGGGGUGGAGCACACGCCUGAUUAUGAUGUUGCGAACAGCAACAAGCUCGCUGCUGCUGUGGAUGCCGCCGGCCGCCGCCUGGCAAAGGCAGGCAGCGCCCGCACCAUCUCAACCACAGCAAGUCGCCCCUCGCUCUACGAUGAACGACACACGCUGUCAGCGGAGGAGGACGGGGCGCUGUUUGAGUAUUGCGCGACCGCCCGCCACUGCCUCUCCGAACGCGAUGUGCUCGUGCUGGAGGACGAGAGCAGGGUCGUGUUCCGGUCAGGGUUCAUCAGGCGCGCAAAGGUGUCACGGACGGACUGCUGGGUGCGCUGCUAUCGCGGGACGUCCAUGAAGAGAGACAUUGUCACUGCCGACGACAACGUGAACCAGUAUGCGAUGACGCUGCGAACGAUGCUCGCGUCUCUGGAGCGGUUGAAGGUUCUCAACUCGGCCUCCCUCUGCUCAUUCGUCGGCGCCGUCAUCUCACAGGCCACGGGACCGCUGAGUGUGAGCGUCGUGUACGACCGCCAUCAAGGGGAAACGCCCCUCUCAAACGUCUUGCGUCAUGCAAGCACACCUGCGUUCCUCACGUCCGCCGCGGGCAGACUCAAGCUAGCGAGCGACGUGGCGACUGGCGUGUGUGCACUGCACGAUGCCUCGAUCGUGCACGGGUGCAUCUCAUCCCACGCCGUCCGCGUCGACCCGGCCGGAUGCGCGCGCGUGUGCGAUUACGGCGUUGCUCCGCUCUUGCUCGAGGCGACGGAUGUCUCACUGCUGCGCUAUCGUGCGCCAGAGGUGGUGCUCGACCCAAACACCGCAACAGCCGCGGCAGACGUCUUCAGCCUGGGACUGCUGGUGGUUGAGGUGCUUGAGUUGAAGCACCCGCUUGCCCACUGCCGCACAUCGGAUGCGUGUGCAAACGCCGUCAGGAACACGUCGCGUCUCGUGCGCGCACCCUCGCCCCUCCAACCGGAGUUUGUCAACUGCUGGAAUCAGGAUCCACUCUCCCGUCCGUCCGCACUGGAGGUACAGUCCUUCCUCACAGUCGCAGAGGACGCGGCAGCUGCUGCUGACUCAACAAAAAUGGCAGCGAGAGGCGCGGGUGCAACGGGCAAUGCAUCGACACGUGUUGGCACAUCACUGCUCGACAGCACGCAGACGUCCGACCCAUCGUCCGCGCUCGGACAGGUGUUGUCGGAUGUGGCAUAUCUUCAGGAUGCUGGUCGCCGUCUGGCCUAUCCCCAGCACAGGCGCUCGUCGACCGCCAGCGAUGCUUCAGACUCGUUCAAACAGUUGUUGGCUGGGAAGGACUCGAGUGAUCUCUUUGACACGACGCUGCCGGAUGUCUCGCCCAUUCGCCCGCUCGAAACGCAACUCAAGAAACCAGAGGAAGGCGGUGGUGAUCAUGGUGCUGAUCAUGAUGCAACGCACCGUCGUGAUGAUGCAGGAGGCGACCGUGGUGGUGACGGCGGUGCACGGAAAGCACAUGCGUCGUCAUCAUCAUCGUUGUCCAUGCGUGGCGAUCGCGAGCGCGUGGUGGACGAGUCUAUGCCGUCUGAUGAAAGCAUGCUGUCCUUCCUAAACGCGAGCGCGUCGCAUUUAGUUUCGUCUGCUGUCAAGCAAGGCGUGGACGACCUCGUUCACUCGCGCACACGUGGCUCGCAACGAAAGCGCCAGUCACCGCCUCGCUUCUCCUUUGAUGAAGACCAGCAGCACGCGCAACACGAACAAGACACAUCACAGCAGCAACAGCAGCAGCAGCAGCAGUCACAACAACAGCACCACCAACAGCGCACGGCGUCUGUGACUGAACCGACUCCAACCCCUGCCACCAGUCUCAUGCACAGAGCAGUCGUGCAGCGGGGUCGUGGUGGUGAUGAUGAUGGUGGUACUAUGGAGACAGUCAAGGAAGCGAAGGAAGCUGAACGCAUCGAAGAGAGUGCCAGCAACAUCGACAGUACUGGCAACGGCAACGCUGUUGAUGAGCGCGUGCGUGACGCGGGUGCAAGUGGAAGCAAUGUGGCGGCGGCGCUGACCCAACGGGAUGUGCAGUCAUCACCAAACGAUGCCAACUCCAGUGGCGAGAUUUCGGCGCGUGUGAUGUCGCUGGAGAAGGACCUGACUGCCGUCAUGUCGCGCGUGCUUGCAGGCAGCCAGCCCGACGUGUCGUCAGCGCGUCGUCGUGACAGCAGCGGCGAUGGUGCUGAGGGCUCUCAAGGUGGCGCUGCUGUUGCUGAUGGCAAGCAACAAGAAGAAGACACACGGGGUGAAUAUAGUACGGGAGGCGAGAAAGGCAAAGACAAACAACAGCACCAUCAUCAACAACAACAACAACAACAACAACAACAACAGCAACAACAACAACAACAACAACAGCAACAACAGCAACAACAACAGCAGCAACAACAGCAGCAGCAGCAGCAGCAGCAGCACGCUGUGCCUGCAAGCAACCGUCGGCAGCUUGAAGGCCGCGUGGGCGUGUCCGUUGACGGUCCUCUGUUGCCCAUCCCAUCCGAUAUUGCGCAGCCGGUAGCAGUCGACGAAGGCGCGCAUGCAAACGCAAGCGCAAACAACAGUCACGCUGAUUCCAGUGUUGAGGGCGGUGCACGUGGUGUUGAUGUGGCUGAUGUGAUGGACGUAUGGCAGAAGGAAGGCGGGGCCGAGCAAGACGCAGUGACAGCGGCACCAUCAGCAACACAUGAUGGCGUGGCAGCAACACAUGACCGCGCGGCAGAUGCUGAACCAGUUGUGACCGCUGUGAAGGAUGAUGACGAAGGCAGGAAGAGAAUACAGAACAGCGACGAGCAACAACAAAACGACAGUGCUGCUGCUGAAGCAGAGGCUGAGGCAUCUGAAGGACAAACGGCGACAGCCACAACACGUGCAAGCGCACCUGCUUCUGCUGCAGCCGCUGAUGCAAAUGAUGACGACGAUGGUGAUGACUUCUUCUCCAUAUUGCGUAAAGCAAAGGAACAGAAGGAGGAAAAGGACCUGACAUGGAAUCCGCUGGAUGAGGUUGAUCUCGCUGCCCCCGAGCACGAAGGCGUCGUCGGUCCGCGGCGUUGGGCGCUCUCCUUCGAACACCUCCUCGCUGAUGAGCAGGGACUCGAUUGCUUGCAAGCAUUUGUGCGCGAUAUCCUCUGUGAGGAGAAUGUUCGUUUCUGGCGCGACGCGCAGGGCAUCAAGUCCAUCCCCGACGAGGAGGUGCCUACUGCUGUUCGUCGCAUUUACAACACGUAUUUCCGCAAGGAGGCGCCACUUUGGCUCAACAUUGAGCCCAAGAACCGCGCGCCAGCGGAGAAGGCGCUGGAACAGGAACACCCUUCACGCCACUGCUUCGUACCUGCACAGAAGGAAGUGUUUUACCUGAUGAAGAGGGACACAUACCCAAAGUUCCUUGACUCAAAACGCUACAAGAAGGCAGUGAAACGUUGGGAGAAGGACAAGACUGCAGCUGGAGCGAACCAGCAGCAGACGACGUCCUCGGUGUCCAAGAACACACGCGCGUCAUCAUCGUCGUACUCCUCCGCCACAACAGCGGCAACAGCGGUUUCAACAACAUCGUCAGCAGCUGCAGCAGCAGCAAGUGCGUCUGCAUCAGCAACGUCUGGCCGGAAGAAGAAGAGGAUUGUGUCCCUGUUCUCGCGCAAAAAGGGAAAGAAGAAGGACUCGCAGGACUCUGUGGACGGUCCUCAUUCGCCCAUGACGCAACGAAAGCGGUCCUCCCUGUUCUCCGCUUUUGGACGCGGAAAGCGCCAUUCGUCUGCGCUGGAGGCGCUGGAAGAAUCCACCGUCUCGUCUGCAACCACAUCCGCAGUGCCCCAAUCAGACACGACUGAUGGCGGUGCCAACUCGACCUUCAACCAAUCAGAGCGUGACACCACGAACGCGACAACAGCGGGCAGUGGAGAUGCUGAUCAUGACACGGUAAACGACACUGCACCUGCAGAUGACGCAAACAUGCGCACAACAACAGCAGGUGGCGCAAAGCCGGACGGAGAGAGCGCAACCACUGCUACCAACAGCACUGCUGGCGAUCAUGACCGUGAUGGCACUGAUGGUGAUGGUGAUGGUGAUGGCGAGAUGGACGCGACGAUUGUGUCGACGAUGAGGACGAGUCUUCGCGAUGAACAGCAGAGCAACGGUGUCGUGUUCCGCAUAUGCUUCGGAAACGACUACAAGUCUGUGGUGAAGGCGACCGCGUACAUGCCGCUCGCCGCUGCCAUUCAGCCGUUUCUUGACAAGUGGCAUCUCGAACGCCAGCUCAUGUCCCUCUACGAGGCGGACACGGGUGCUGUGCUGCCGUGGGACGAGCCGUGCGGAAUUGUGCAGGGCAAAGAAAUCAAUCUUCGGCGCCGCCCGAAUCUGCGCAUCGCAUUUGAGGACGGCAGCUAUUCACAGAUCCCCGUCGACGAGCACUCCACCGUCAGGCAGGCCAUGGCUGCUUGCUUUGACAAGCGCGGAUUGCCAACAGACGAGCAGCACAUGCUGUCGUGGACGGUGCUGGCUGCUGAUGGCGGUGCACGUACCGUUUCACUUGAUGAACACGCACACGCGCACUGUGACAGCGGUCUUACGCUGAAACGACAUGCACACAGCAGCAGCAGCAACGCCAGUAGCAGUGGUGCAGUGACGUCAGCGAAUCAAGAAAGCGACGCGAGGGAUGUUGGUGUGGCACAAGGCAACGGUGGACCCGCGACCAUCACCACCACCACCACUGGCAUUCAACAGCAGCGACAUUUGAACGUGUCUGUGCAGCCUGAUGAUGUCAGCUUCGUGUAGUCGUGGACUGAUGAGUGCAGCAACUUAUUCAACGUGUGUGUGUGUGUGUGUAUGUAUGUGUGUGUGUGAUGGUUCAGCUACGUUCAGGCAGAAAAUCCCUUUCCAUGUUUGUUCAUUUUUCCCGCGCGUGUGCAUGUUCACGCGCGCGCCAUACCACUGUUUCUCCUCAACCCAGAAUUGUAUUCAACAAGAACGCUA